This is a messenger RNA of Pelobates fuscus (common spadefoot toad), 1352 nucleotides long. RefSeq names its product INSM transcriptional repressor 1 (gene INSM1). Gene Ontology annotation, cellular component: transcription repressor complex; nucleus. The coding region runs from base 114 to 1307 and encodes 397 amino acids. Gene Ontology annotation, molecular function: DNA-binding transcription repressor activity, RNA polymerase II-specific; RNA polymerase II cis-regulatory region sequence-specific DNA binding. Gene Ontology annotation, biological process: regulation of cell cycle process; neuron differentiation; negative regulation of transcription by RNA polymerase II. NCBI's taxonomy places the organism in Eukaryota, Metazoa, Chordata, Amphibia, Anura, Pelobatidae. The record is from RefSeq and is a predicted model, not a curated record. The transcript has a single exon.
GCAGCACCUCGGACAGCGAGCGCCGGCACAAAGCGGGCAGCACCUCGGACAGGGACAGACACAGACAGACAGAGAGAGCAGGGACUGGGCAUCACCCGCACUGACCCGGCACCAUGCCCAAAGGAUUCCUGGUGAAGCGGAGCAGGAAGUCCCCACCGGUCUCUUACCGGGUCCGGGAUGAGGAGUGUGACCGGCCCGAGCUGCCCCCGGCCUGGAUGCUCCUGGCUCUCUAUCCCAGCGGAGGAGCCCCGGCCCCCGCCAGCCCUGACCGAGCCGCCCCGGCCCCGACCUGCAGCCCCCGAGCCCCCCCGGCCGGGCAGUUCGGGAACCCGGAGUCCGCGCAGCAGGCGCUGUCCAGCCCGACCCGGCCGGUGAGCAGGGAGUACCUGGACCGCGGCUUCAGCCUGGGCUCCCCGGUGUCCGCCGAGUCCUUCCCGGCCGCAGUCAGCUCCAUGGAGCCGCUCUACCCGCCCAGCGAGCUGGCUCUGACCGCCAGGAAGAGAGCGGAGCCCGAGCCGGCUACUAACCCCGCCGGGCCGCCGCUCCCCGCCUCCACUACCACCGCCGCCAGCAGCCAGCCCCAGCACAAGCCGCCGGCCGCCAAGAAGACCAAAGCCAUCCGCAAGCUGACCUUCGAGGACGAGGUGACCACCUCCCCCGUGCUCGGCCUGAAGAUCAAGGAGGGCCCGGUGGAGCCGCCCCGGCCGCCCAGCUCGGGGCCCCGGCCGCUGGGGGAGUUUAUCUGCCAGCUGUGCAAGGAGCAGUACCGGGACCCCUUCUCCCUGGCCCAGCACCGCUGCUCCCGCAUCGUCCGGGUGGAGUACCGCUGCCCGGACUGUGACAAGGUGUUCAGCUGCCCUGCGAACCUGGCCUCGCACCGCCGCUGGCACAAACCCCGGGCCCCCCCGGCCCCCGCCCCCGACCAGCCGCCCCCCGACCGGGACACCCCCAGCCCCGGCAACUCCGAGUCCGGCUCCGAGGACGGCCUGUACGAGUGUCCGCGCUGCGCCAAGCGCUUCCGGCGCCAGGCCUACCUGCGGAAACACCUGCUGGGCCACCGCCAGCCCGGCCCGCCCGGGGAGCCCGCCGAGUGCCACCCGUGCCCGGUGUGCGGGGAGACCUUCCCCGGUAAGAGCAGCAUGGAGCGCCACGUCCGCCUCCUGCACUCCGGACAGCUCUACCCCUGCAAGUACUGCCCGGCCACCUUCUACAGCUCGCCCGGCCUCACCCGGCACAUCAACAAGUGCCACCCGUCCGAGAACCGCCAGGUCAUCCUGCUACAGGUCCCCGUCCGCCCGGCCUGCUGACAGCCCCCAGGGGCCACACCUGGACACUCACUGCCAGCCUGAGAA